UUUGUCUAAAAAAAUGCCAUUCAUUCAAUCGUAGUAUCUCAGGAAGUAUCAAACCUGUUGCAGCAGCCCUUUUUUCGCCUUCUUCAUAUCCAACCCCUAUUCGAAGAGCACCAGCACUCUGUCCAAUACUCCUUCGCCCUGGGCAAAUCCUAUUGUUUCAAUUCUGUAUGUCGAAUUCACCAUUUCCGUCGCCGCCUUCUGCACCACCACCUUCUGCACAGAUUACUACACCAUCUGCAGUAACAGAAACGACGAUCAAUGUGCCGUUGAACGAGCUGAAAUGUGAUUUAGUUAAUAAUUAUGAAACCAGCGGUAGUAACAGUGCCAAGGUAAUGCAACAUCAAUCGAUGACCUUCAACACCUCAGGUGAGUGCAUUUGGGCCACCCAGUAUCCAGAGAUCCAAAAAGCAUGUUACCUACGACGAGUGUGUCAAUUUGCCCCACCCAAAGAACUGCGCGUACAAAACGUUACGUCCAUCCUGCAGAUGGGGCCAACCUGUGGUCUCACCGCUCUCAGCAUGCUUUUCGAAGGAUCGCCAUCGGCCAAAAGCUUCCUCGAGAUGGCAAUUGAGAAGGGUUAUUCGAAUAACGGUGAAAUGUUUAGCGCGUGUCAACUAAACGAUCUACUGGCAAUAGCUUUGGACGAAAAUCGGCAUCUGGUAGAGUACGGACCGGUGACACACACCCUCGUUGGAGGCGACAUGGACGAUGCAAACAUCAGAAUGCAACUGCGGCUGGGUGCAAUGUUUUUAGUGCCAUAUGAUCCCGACCGAAAUCACACACCAAGCUUAAACAGAGGACAUAAGGCGCACUGGGCGCUCAUCGUAGGAUAUUUAAUAGACCAAUUUGACGAUUUCUAUGUCUUCGCUCGCCACGGGAAAACGAAGAACCUCGCACUGUGGCCUCUUAGAGAUUUAGCGCGCAGCAAUGCCAAUCUAGUCGAAUUUUGUCAGCCGACCGGCUAUCCCAAUGAGAUUUUUAUUCUACCCGAAGGAGGAAUCGGUGGCCAAAAGGGUUUGCGCUGCAAAUUUAUAAUGAUACAACAUUACAAAGCAAGGGAAGAAAUUGCUUUAUAACGCAAAGCUUUUGUACGAUCAUAUCAUUUAAUUUGAUUCGUUCCGACCAUCGAUAGGCUUACAAAUACGAUUGGUUUAUGCUCAAAUGUAUUGAACUAUUGUACAAGUAUUCUUCCCUAUUAGAGAACAGAAACAACAUAAUCCAUCCAAAACAUCUUUAGUCGGAUAUGUUCAGGUGAAAAUAUAUGUUCCUACUGGCGACAUCAACGGCAUUCUACUUUAAGUAUAUUCAUUCGGUUGUGUAAUGGCACAUGUGCCUAUUGAUAUUUACUACGAAACGUUGCCGACCCCCACGAUGAUUUUAAUUUAUAUUUAUUAGAGAAACAUAUCAGUAAAUAUUUAGAACGCAUAUUGCUUGAAACAAUCUCUCACUUUUUGAUGGGUUUCGAAACAGUAUUCGUUACAGUUAACCUACGGGGAACGUUUUUUAAUUUAACUAACUUUUAAUCGGUUUUAAGAAACUACUGACGUUAUUUACAAUAUUAAAGUUGAUUGACGUGGCAAUAA
This is a messenger RNA of Wyeomyia smithii (pitcher-plant mosquito), 1583 nucleotides long. RefSeq names its product actin maturation protease. The transcript has 4 exons. The record is from RefSeq and is a predicted model, not a curated record. Bases 168 to 1076 code for a protein of 302 amino acids. Lineage: Eukaryota; Metazoa; Arthropoda; Insecta; Diptera; Culicidae.